AUGGCGUGCUCUUCAUCCAAGAACUCAGGCGCUGCUGGCGGACGCUGCGCCGACUGUGCCUGCGGUGCCGCUGGCGCUCCCUCGUCCAUCAAGGGCACUUCCGUCAAGCUGCCGGCCAAGGCCAACGCCAAGUCCGAGUCCACUCCCCUCCUCUGGUCCACGUCGCCUGCUGUGGACGCCAACUACCAAGCUACCACGCAAGAGACUAACGGUGUCGCCUCUUCCUCGGCGUCCACGCUCAGUGCUACGCAUGAAUGCCCCUCCACUGCCGCCCAGCAGCACGACCCCACGUUUGUCUGCUGCCGAGACGUCGUCGGUGCGGAUGAGCGUACAUUGAUCGACCCCGACUUUGCACGCGACUGCAUUGUCGGUCUCAGCGACGGUCUCACGGUUCCUUUUGCUCUCACUGCCGGUCUCUCCUCCACGGGUUCGACCAAGCUCGUUGUGCUUGCCGGUCUUGCCGAGCUCGUCUCGGGCGCCAUCUCGAUGGGCAUCGGAGGCUUCCUCUCGGCGCAAGCAGAGCUCAGCCAUUUCGCGUAUAACCUCAAGUCGACUCAGCAGCGCGUCGAGCGUUCGUGCGGCACCGAGGUCCAGCGUCAAGUGCACGACAUUCUCAAAGGAUACGGAAUUGCUCCCGACACGUCGGCGCAGAUUGCUGCCGAACUCACCGCAAAGGAACAAGCUCGUCGUCAAGCCGAGCAGCUCGCCGCUCUGCAGCAGCAGAAUCGCAGUUCGAACGCUUCGCGGCGCAAGCUCUUUGGCUGCAUCUCUCUGCCCUUCUCUUCAACUGUCUCGUCCUCGCUCCUUCCCGCACAGAAGCGCACCAACGACGGUGAUGAAGAAUCCCAGCAGGUCUCCGCCGAUGAAGACCUGGAGCAGGCUGGCUUGACACCGUUCUUGCUCAAGCUAGGCGAAGGUCUCGAGCCUGUCAGCACAUCCCGUCUCUACAUUUCGGCGCUCACCAUCGGCCUGAGCUACUUCAUUGGCGGCAUCAUCCCUUUACUGCCUUACAUGAUUGUGCAGGAGGCGAGCCGGGCGCUUUUUCUCUCGGUGAUUAUUACUGGUGUGAUCCUGUUGGUGUUUGGCGUGGUCAAGCAGCGCGUGACGGGUGGCGAGGGUGGAUUCAAGGGCUAUGCGUAUGGUGCUGUGUCGACGCUGGCGGUAGGCGGUGUGGCUGCAGGGGCUUCGUGGUUGCUUGUGGGGCUGCUCGAAGGUGGGGGUGAUGCAGGGGGUAUCUAG
Sporisorium graminicola is the source of this 1239-nucleotide messenger RNA. RefSeq lists its product as uncharacterized. Lineage: Eukaryota; Fungi; Basidiomycota; Ustilaginomycetes; Ustilaginales; Ustilaginaceae. The record is from RefSeq and is a predicted model, not a curated record. Gene Ontology annotation, biological process: intracellular manganese ion homeostasis. The transcript has a single exon. Bases 1 to 1239 code for a protein of 412 amino acids. Gene Ontology annotation, molecular function: manganese ion transmembrane transporter activity; iron ion transmembrane transporter activity. Gene Ontology annotation, cellular component: fungal-type vacuole membrane.